GUGAAUUUUUCUUGCCUCUCUAUUUUUGCUCUAUUUUUCGCGUGAUUAAUUAUUCUCCGGCGACAUGGAUUCAGUGGCUCCUGUCAAACGUCAACGGUGUCACGUGGUCCCCCAGCUGUCAAACGGGUCCGCCGCGUUGUAGCGUCGAGAGAGAGACCACCGACUUCCUCAUCAUCAUCAUCAUCAGUCGAGAAGGAGGGCUCUGCGCCUCAUCCGUGAGCCGACUGCCACCUCCGCCGCCGCCGUCGACGCCGACGCCGACGCCACCGCCGCCGCGAGGAGGAUAUCAUAGUACACCCUCGAGUAACCAAGUCACCUCUCCUCGAGCCGAGUACCGUACGUGGUCCAGCAGUAGAUCCGCGAAUGCGAAGCACCGCUACCUGGACUACGUGUCUCGCCGGCCGCAUCGUCAUCAUCAUCCCCUUGUCACGAUGCUCCCGCUCGCGGUGAUCGCGCUCUUCCUCCUCGCCGGCACCGCCACCGCCGAGGUCUUUACCAACACCUUCCUGGUGAGGAUGCGCCAGCCUGCGGAGAGGCACCUGGCCGAUCAUGUAGCCCAGAGAAAUGGCUUCGUCAAUCUCGGACCGGUUUUGGGCAGCCAGACGGAGUAUCAUUUCGUACAUAGAGCUUUACCUCAUGUACGAAGCAAACGAUCCGUGCCACACACGCGAAGAUUAAAGGUCGACCCUCUGGUGGCCACGGCGAUACAGCAGGCCGGUUUUAAGAGGGUGAAGAGGGGCUACAAACCCCUGAGCGUGGACAACUUGGUACCUCUGUACGAGAUGAAGAAUCCGACGAAUCCCGGCAGCAAAGACCCGACGGAUCCCUUCUUCAAGUAUCAGUGGUAUUUGAAGAAUGUCGGGCAGAAUGGCGGUAAACCGAAAUUGGAUCUGAACGUGGAGGCUGCGUGGGCUCAGGGUGUCACGGGGAAAAACGUGACGACGGCCAUCAUGGAUGACGGUGUCGAUUAUAUGCAUCCGGAUCUCAAGUAUAAUUAUAAUGCUAAAGCUUCUUACGACUUCAGCAGCAAUGAUCCUUAUCCGUAUCCGAGAUACACCGACGAUUGGUUUAACAGCCACGGCACGAGGUGCGCUGGGGAGGUCGCGGCUGCACGAGACAACGGGGUCUGCGGCGUCGGGGUGGCUUACGACUCGAUGAUCGCCGGGAUCCGGAUGCUGGAUCAGCCCUACAUGACCGAUCUGAUCGAGGCGAACAGCAUGGGCCACGAGCCCGAUCUCAUCGACAUUUACAGCGCCUCCUGGGGACCCACGGACGACGGGAAGACGGUGGACGGGCCGCGAAACGCGACCAUGAGAGCCAUUGUCCGCGGCGUUAAUGAGGGUAGGAAAGGUCUGGGUAACAUUUACGUCUGGGCAUCCGGGGACGGCGGAGAGGAGGAUGAUUGCAAUUGUGACGGAUAUGCCGCAAGUAUGUGGACCAUCAGCAUCAACAGUGCCAUCAACGACGGCCAAAAUGCCCAUUACGACGAGAGUUGUUCCAGCACCUUAGCCUCCACCUUUAGUAACGGUGCCAAAGAUCCUAACACAGGAGUAGCUACUACGGAUCUGUAUGGGAAAUGCACGACUACUCAUAGUGGAACUUCCGCCGCGGCACCGGAAGCCGCGGGGGUGUUCGCGCUCGCUCUCGAAGCCAACUCGCAACUAACCUGGAGAGAUAUUCAGCACCUGACCGUCCUAACUUCGAAAAGGAAUUCUCUGUUUGACGCGAAGGACAGAUUUCAUUGGACCAUGAAUGGUGUCGGGCUCGAGUUCAAUCAUCUUUUCGGAUAUGGGGUCUUGGAUGCGGGCGCGAUGGUAGCUUUGGCUAAAAAGUGGAAGACUGUACCACCGAGAUAUCACUGUGAAGCUGGAGCUACGACUGAAACACAGGAAGUCACGAGCGAUCGAUCCAUCCUUGUGAAGAUUAAGACCGAUGCGUGUGCCGGGACAGAAUACGCCGUUAAUUAUUUGGAACAUGUACAAGCCGUCAUUACUGUCAACGCGACUCGGCGAGGUGAUCUCGAGCUGUUUCUCACGUCUCCGAUGGGUACGAGAUCCAUGAUUCUGAGUCGCAGAGUAAACGAUGACGAUCAUAGGGACGGGUUUACAAAGUGGCCGUUCAUGACGACGCACACGUGGGGCGAGUAUCCUCAGGGAACCUGGCUGCUAGAGGUAAGCUUCAACACGCAGACGCCCCAACACGGAUGGCUGAAAGAGUGGACGUUGAUGCUCCACGGCACCAGGGAACCACCAUACACGGGUUUAUCGGCGGCGGAUCCUCAUUCGAAAUUAGCGAUUGUCAAAAAGGCCCACGAGGAGCGACUGAGCGCGAUCUAACGGCACUCACGACGGUCCAACGCGAUUAUCGCCGGCAUAUCCAGGCGAGGAAAAUAAAUUGGGAAUAUUCCGAUCGAAAGAUGUUUACGCGUGCGCUUCCCCCUUUCCGCUUUUUUCUGAUUUCGCGCCGCGCGGCUGAAGAGAAAAUAAUAUGUAUCCUGAUAUAUCCGCAGUCGCGCGACGAUCGCAUUGUCCCGUGCCAAUUCCGGUCGUCCUUCGUUAGUUUAACCCUUCUGUCGUCGUUUAUUAUUUUCCCACCCUUCUAUCAAUGCAUAAUAUUUCAAUGUAUGUUUUGUAUCCGGGUACCAAUUGUGUUUUGCACCGUAAUAAAUUUUUUGUAGCAGCAUUAAACAUUUUUUUUAUAUUUUAGGUUUCCUAGAAACCUAGGUUUUUAAAGAAAACCCUUUGUGUUUUGUUUUGGACGAAGAAAUAUUUAAAGCUAUUUUUUCAUAUUUGCAGUUGCUUUUGGGUGCCUGUUCAUUGACAGAAGGGUUGAAUUACGAGAUCAUUGAAGAUAAAUAGAUUUUACUCUCUCUGUUUUCUCCUGGAAUCGCGUUUGUCUAAUUACGAUGUCAACUAUAAUUACAUAUCAUGUUGUUUCUAGUAUAACUUACAUCAUUAAGAAUGUAGAUUUCUCUAUGUAAUCGUGUUUUUUUUUUAAUGUUCCGCUACCGAGAAAAAAUUCAACUAUUUAGCAGCGAUUCAGUUUUGUUUACACCCUUUUAAAAAAUUCUAGUUAAAAAUGCCAGAUGUGUCAAUGAUCCCCUUGCAAAAUUAGAUUAAUUGUAAGUUACGCAUUUUAAUCUGGAUGCACCUUUUUUAUAAUUUUUCAAAAUUUGUCUUCGCUUAAUCUAAUUAAAUACUGAGCAGAAAUAAUUAGAAAGAGAAAUUUGCGUACACUUGUAAUGACUUGAAAAAAAUCCUUGUAAUCCUUAUAAUAAGAUGCUUCAAUUUCGCUUUUAUUUUACACAUAAUUUUAAUUAUUAAUUUUUAUUUAUUAUUAUUAUUAUUAUUAUUAUUAUGAACGUAUUAUUAUGAAGUAUCAUUUCGUCAAAAUUGUGUCCGCGUUGACAGCUUUCCGAAGAGUUCUCAAACCGACGAUCGGAAACUAGACGAUUUGGGGGAACAACAAGGAGAAGGAACUUUACUAUGUAUUACUCAAUAGCGGAAUAAAAAUUACUUACAUGAUGGGGCGGUGAAAAAAAAAACUCGCAGAGAGGUAUUAACGUUUAUGGGACGUUAUCGAAUCGAUAACGGUCUGAAAAAGAGUAUUUCUGGGAACAAGAAUUUCGUGUCGAUCAUCGUCGUCCUUGCGAAUCCGGACUUUGGAAUUUUAAGAUGUAACACUUUUUCAACAGCAUCGUAAUAUCGUAUAAAAUCUACGAAUGACAAUAUUCUUCUUUUUCUCCCUUAUUUUUCUCGUAUCACUUCGAAUGAUACAUAUUAGAAUAGAAAUGUCAUCUCGCGGAUUUUACCCUCUCAACAUCACCUGGAUGAUGAAGAAUAUCUCACUGCUGAUGCGUAACCCUUUUGUCUGCAUAAUUUAUAUGCUUUUUAUCAAUGUAUGAUAUCAACCACAUUUUUUUGACACAUUAUAUACAAUUUUUUUAUAGCAAUUUCCGGGCAUCGAACAAUUUUUCUUUUGUCAUAUUUUAUUUCCUAAAAUACAAAAUGGAGGCUCUUUGUAUUUUUUUUUCUUUCGAGCGGAGAAAAGUUUCAAGAUAAAUUUUUGACAUUUCAUUGACAGAAGGAUUAAAAGUCUUAAUAUCCUUAUUUGUGCGUUGAUUUUAAUUCAAAAUGAAUGGAAAGAAACGCGCGAGGACGUCCGUGAAACGAACACGAGAACACGAAAUACGGAUGCUACAGAAUCCGCAUGUGUAGAUGAUGUACCUUAGAAGCCGUAGCGGACAGAGAGUUUGAGCAUUACAUUAAAGACAAAAAUUAUAUAAAUAUAAAUGCAUAUAUAUAUAUAAAUUAAAUAUGCGUAUAUGUAUAUGUAUAUGUGUGUAUAGAAAUUAUUCAGCGACGGAUUUCUCGAGCAAUUUUUUUUUCGAACGAAGAUCCUGAUGCGAAAAAAGAGUCUGGCAUUUUUUCCGACUACAAACUGAUUUUAGAGUUAGGUGAUUAUCAGCUAAAGAUUAUAGAUUAUAGAGUUAAUUUCGAUCUCCUCUCAUUCGAGAAGGUAUUGUAGCUCCAACAUUUUUUUCGUAUAUUAUCUUCGUUUCUCCAAAUUGUCCGAGGAAUCCGUCGAGAAUUGAUGCGAGAAGCGACAAACUAUAAAUAUAUAUACAUACAUCUUAUACGUAUAUGUUAUAUACAGAGCGGAAUCCCUUUUUAAUCUUAUGACGCAGAUUAUUUCUCUCGUUCGGGACAUUUUUCUUGAUAAUUAUACGUGCACAGUAAAAAUAAUCCGCGUCAUAAAGUCAAAACAUCCUACGCUCUGUAUAUUUUAUAUAUGUAUAUCUCAUUACAUAUAUAUACAUAUAUAUCUUACAGUUGAAAAAAUGGAAAAUUUAAUCGACUUUAUUGUGUAUGCGUUAUAGGUGGAUGAAUAAAAUCUGUAUUUUUUGGCUGGCAUCGUUUUUAUCUAGUAUAAAAACCCCUUUGGUCAUCAUUUAUAUGUACUACUGAAAAUGUCACGAUAAUCCUCUUUUUUCCUUUUCUUCAUUAUUUUUAUCGCCAGAACAUGGAACUGUGAAAGCCACCAUUAAAAAAAAUAAUUCUUUGUAGUGAUACGUUUUUUAUCGCAUAAUGUGUAACAAAGAUAUAUUAAAAAUUGAAAACUUGUAGCGAAAUAAAAUAGUGAGGAUUCAAUGUU
Messenger RNA from Nylanderia fulva, 5154 nucleotides. It is a transcript of the gene amon, whose product is annotated as prohormone processing protease amontillado. Gene Ontology annotation, cellular component: neuron projection; membrane. NCBI's taxonomy places the organism in Eukaryota, Metazoa, Arthropoda, Insecta, Hymenoptera, Formicidae. Gene Ontology annotation, molecular function: serine-type endopeptidase activity. Gene Ontology annotation, biological process: peptide hormone processing. The record is from RefSeq and is a predicted model, not a curated record.